Molecule: messenger RNA, 2061 nt
Organism: Striga asiatica
Lineage: Eukaryota; Viridiplantae; Streptophyta; Magnoliopsida; Lamiales; Orobanchaceae
Source: the annotation of a GenBank genome assembly
UAAAUACAGGGAGCUUAUAAGCUAACCAAAUAAGCUAUAAACUAGCUUAUUUGUCUACCAAACAUAGCCUUAGUCUCCCCUCCUGUUAGCUUUAGGUCGGCAUUGUUGACUUAGACUCACUUUUAGUUAGGCCGAAAAUCAUGGAAAAUGACAGGCGUAAUUAUCUAUCAACUAUUUGUUGGUUAAUUCUCUGAUCAUCCUUUAAGUGAGGUACAUGUGUCACUCUUUUGUUGGUGGUUUCAGCUCAGUAGAAACAGCCCUGAGGCAAGCUCCAAAAAAUAGGUGUCCUUGGAGCUUAUUGUUUAUGGUAGAAUUGUUUCAUUGAUAAAAAUGAAUAACCUGCAGGGCAUAUUCUAAAAAUGAAAUAACAAAAUAAAAUUUGUUAUGUAAGAAAACUGCAAUGUUGUUCUCCAAGAUGAACGCAUUAGACAAAAACUAAUAGAAAAUUUUGUUUUAGUGAAACUCAGCGUAAACAGUAACCAUCACAAGCUUUCAACACAAUAUAUCAUUAUUUUAAUAAAUUAACAAUGCAAUAGCAUACUUUGGCGAAAAGAGAAGUUGGUAUUGAGUUUAGAUGAUGAAUUGUCUAGUUUACUUUUUAAAUGUAAGAAGAUAUCAAUAAUUUAAUCUUGUGAGUUUGAUUCAAUGAGAAAGUGUUUUAUAUUUGAAUUAUUGUCAUAAUUAUAUAUUCUUCGGCCACAAAUUUUCAUAUACAUUACAAAAAAUUAAGAAAAAAGGCCCUAGGAAUAUUUAGGCUCAAAGCAACCGCAUCAUUAGAUUCCUUCGUGUACAAGCCUGCAGUUCUUUGCCUUGUACACACACAAAAACAUAUGAAAUUUGCAUUACAAAGAUUUUAUAUGCGUGUCUAUGUGUUUACAUGUUGGUUAUAUGUUCUUUUUAGAUCAUCUUUUUAGAUGGGGGAAUGCAAAUGAUGUUGAAAAAUGGCUAAAAAGAUUAUUAGGAAAAAUGGGCUGAAAAAGAUGUUUAGGAAAGAGCAAUGGCUGUUUCGAUCUAUUUGCACUUUUCUUUUAACGUACUGAUUUACUUUGUUAGACUUAUUACAAGCCCCAUUAUGUGCUGUAGAGAAAAUUCCAAGUUUAUUCUCCUUGAUAGACAUUUCAUCUUUUGGCUAAUUCAGAUAUCUGAAAUAUAACAAUAGAACAAUUUGAGGAAGAAAAGAACUUUCUUAUUGGCAAAAUUCACAUGUAUAAAUAUGUAAAACACAAUGUAAUCUGUUAGCCCCAUUAAAAAAUCCAGAUAAUGAAAUCAACUGCAUGUUUACCAGGCAUAUGCUAAGGCAUAAAUGUAGCAUAUAAAAGAACUCAACAAAGGAAAACAGAAAAAUGAAGCCAUUGGAGGGAAUCUCUUCAAACUUCAAAGAUCCUUGUUCUCGUGUACUAGUUCACUCGUGCUAUAUGCUGCAGGGCCAUGAUGUGGUUGCAAUUGCAUGUGCCGAGCGUCAUGUGGUUGGCAUAGACAUAUCAGACAAUGCUAUCAAGAAAGCAGCUGAAAUUGAUGACCACGAAGGUGGGCCUCCGUAUAGCGUAUCGGUUGCCGAUUAUGAAGAAGCAUUGCACCCUGUCGGUUUUAACGCAACUUAUAUUGCGGAAAAUGAACUGGCUAUUGCCCCUCGACUGGGACGAGAGAAACUAGGACGAUGGAAAAGAAUUGGCAGGCAAUCCUCACUAUGAUAUAUACUCGUGAUGUUUCAAAUUGCUGUAUCCUUAACUUUGCAUUCAAGAUUCUUCAGGAGUUAAUUGCUAUGGAGGAGAGAACAUAAUUAUCUUUAUCUUGUAUCAUAAGACCACAACUUAUGAUGUUUCUUUUGGUGUUCCAGUUUAUGGUGAAUGCGAUACAUAUGAGGACUAUUAGCAUUAGGUUAACACUGUAUGUAUAAAUGAAUCCUCUUUGUAUAUAUAGAUGCAGAUUUUUCCAGGAGAGUGCCAAGAUACUAUGUCUGGCAUGUUUUUUGUGCAAAAUAUACCUGUAUUUGCUAUAUGUGAUACUGGUGCCACGCAUUCCUUUAUCUCGUCAAGUUGCCUAGAAGCAAUCGGAAUUCAG